GGCACGUUUGAAGAGGCGGAGUUUGAAGAGGCGGAGUAGCUUGAGGGAUAACCGGGUUUGAAUUUGAGCGGGAAAGCGACCCAGGGCGGCAGCUGGUCCUUCCUCUCAGGAAAUCGAUAUGUUAUCAACAUGGAGAUUAAUCAUUUGUGCUUAGGAGCAACAGAACUGGGGACUGAUCACCUGUCGAGAAUUUUAUAAACCAAUCACACACACAUUCCUAUUCCAUUGCUCUCAUCCCCCAUUUCACCUUCAGCGUUGUCCUACCUAUGGCAUUCAAGAGACAAGUGAAAAACUUUGUGAAAAAUUACUCAGAUGCUGAAAUAAAAGUCAGGGAAGCAACUUCUAAUGACCCUUGGGGUCCCUCCAGUUCUCUGAUGCUAGAUAUCAGUGACUUGACUUUCAACACCAUUUCUCUCUCAGAGAUUAUGAAUAUGCUAUGGCAGAGACUCAGUGACCACGGGAAAAACUGGCGCCAUGUGUAUAAAUCCCUCACCCUGAUGGAUUAUCUCAUUAAGAAUGGAUCAAAGAAAGUUAUUCAGCAUUGCAGAGAGGGGUUCUUUAACCUUCAAAUGCUAAAAGACUUUCAACACAUAGACGAAGCUGGAAAAGACCAAGGUUAUUAUAUCCGGGAAAAGUCGAAGCAAGUUAUAACGUUGCUGAUGGAUGAACAGCUGCUGUAUAAAGAGAGGGAAGUGGCAUGUCGGACUAGACGGCGUACCUCCUACUCCAUGACGUUUCCCAAAAGAAUACCUAGUACUGGUAACUCACCAACAGCGUGUGCUUCUGACCCCACACCAGAAAUUCCUGCUUCAGAGAAGAAAUAUAAGCUUCUUAAGGUUGCCCGGCUACGUAAUAAAGAAAACGCUUCCAAGGCAAGACUGAAGGAAGACCAGUGCCAAGACAUUGAGCCGCCUGUGGAAACCAUGUUGUCCCAGGAUGCUCUGCUGUUGGAGGAGAAUGCUUGGAAAUCAACAGACGAUCUGAUUGUAUUUUAUGAUGAAGAUCCAAAACCAUCCUUGCCAAAAAUACCUCCUUCUGUUAUCUCUCCAACGACAUGGUUGUCAGAUGGGGAAGUGGAAGUCUCCACCCUCUGUGACACAGAUGCUAUGCCUACCUCCUCAGAAAAAAGUCCCUCUCUGCAGACAAAUCUGAGUUUGGACAAGGAAUCAGAGAAUACUAUUUCAAAUACAGUAAUAGAAAACCCCUUGCAAACACCGCAGGGAAAGCAAGAAACCAUAAACAGUGCUGAAAUGUUGACAACUUUACCAGCAUGUUGGUCAUCAAGUAAAGAAGAAUUUAUCAGCCCCAAUUUAAGGAUAUCAAAACCAGAGUCUACUUUCUAUAACCAGUCUUCUGUAGAGACACUCUAUGUCUCUCCCUCUUUCAAAACAGUUAAGCCAGUAAAGGAGAUUGUAAUCGGUGAGGACCUUCAGAAGCCAACACAAACCAGCAUUGUUCAGAUGGAUACUGAAGACCUUAAGACCUUAACCACACGGGUUUCAACUACCUCUGAGGGGACAUCUUCCUUUUCUGCUUCCUCCGUGUCACCUCCUGAUGCAGCGCCUCCAGAGAAGCCAGUUCUCCACUUACCCCUGGAUGUGCCCAGGCCUUCCUUCUGGGCUCUGCCGCAUCCACAGUGGUCUUCUGCCUCCAUUAAGCAUAGAGCUGAGGCAGCCAGGGCCCACCACCCCUUCGCCCCUAGGGGCCUGGUGUCUUCUGAUGAAGAGGAAAAUGACAAUCUCAACCUGCUGGAAAUUCUGCCAGAUAACUCUGAUUCUGCUAAGAACCAGACAAGUCACAUUUCCAGCAGUACCUGGGUAGCUUUUCCCACCCAAAAUGUAGACAACAUUCCCUCCAUGUCCUGUCCUAGUUUUCAGCCCAGCAAAGAGAACCUGCCUAGGGAACCUGAAGCAAAGAGUUCCAUUACAGUUCUUCUAGAGGAGGUGAAAGUUGCGAUAGUAAGACUCCAUGAAGAUCUGAGCACAGUGAUACAGGAGCUUAGCGUCAUCAAUAGCCACCUGGUAAGCAUGAGCAAGAGUGGUCUGCAGGUCAGCAAACCUUUGUAGACUUCUCAGUCUGCCCAAGUCUGACAUCCUCAAUAGCCACUUUGAUAGAAUUCAUGUGGUUCCACUUCCGAAAACACUUAAGAAGUUAACACUUUGUAGAUUCUCCUUACUAUGGGGAAAGAGUGGUAGUGUAAUUUUCCUUGUCAGGUUUAUUAACAAGUAUCUUUCAGCCAGGCAUGGUGGUGCACACCUGCAGUCCCACCACUCUGGGAGGCUGAGGCAGGCAGACCACAAGUUCAA
Molecule: messenger RNA, 2306 nt
Organism: Chinchilla lanigera (long-tailed chinchilla)
Lineage: Eukaryota; Metazoa; Chordata; Mammalia; Rodentia; Chinchillidae
Gene: Enthd1
Product: ENTH domain containing 1
Exons: 7
Coding region: 267-2066 (599 amino acids)
Biological process (GO): endocytosis
Cellular component (GO): endosome; plasma membrane; clathrin vesicle coat
Molecular function (GO): phospholipid binding; clathrin binding
Source: RefSeq, a predicted model, not a curated record